Molecule: messenger RNA, 3129 nt
Organism: Hirundo rustica (Barn swallow)
Lineage: Eukaryota; Metazoa; Chordata; Aves; Passeriformes; Hirundinidae
Gene: COQ8A
Product: coenzyme Q8A
Exons: 15
Coding region: 97-2088 (663 amino acids)
Biological process (GO): ubiquinone biosynthetic process
Cellular component (GO): extrinsic component of mitochondrial inner membrane
Molecular function (GO): kinase activity
Source: RefSeq, a predicted model, not a curated record
CAUAGGAGCACGUUGCUGAUGCUUCUGAGCUAACAAACCGCUUACCUGGUACCAAGAUGGUUAUAGGUGCUGCGCAGAGCAAGUGGGGCUGAUACCAUGGAAGUCAGAGAGAUACUGCACAGAAAGACAUCAGUCAUGGCGGGUGAUGCCAUCAUGGUCAUGAGGGGCUUGACCAAGCUCAGUAAAGCGAUCCUGGAAACCCAAGCAGGACAGCUUCGGCAGGUUCUCCUCGGAGGAGAUGCAGUCACCAUUGCAAAGACUCUCCAGGCCGCUGCUGAGGAACAGUUCAGUUCUGCCUUGGGGAAGGUGCAGGAACUAGGCAGACAGCAGGAGAACUUUAAUGACUUUGGUAAGGAUUUUGGGAAAGACUAUGACUUCUCAGCGCGAGAGCCAUCAGAUGCUCCAAUGGACUUCUCCACUGCCCCUGGCAAGCCUCAGGAACACAGCGCUGAAGGCCCUGCUUACUCCUACACAACAAAUGGACCCUUUAGAAAUGUUGAUGAAACUGGAGGUUCUGGCAUGAGUCAGAAGCCUUUCCCUCCCAAAACGGAUGCAAGGUUGUUUGGAGGCAUUAGGGACUCUGGAAAUCCUUUUGCUACUGCCUUUGGACAGAACAGAGGUUUUCACCAAGACCAUUCCUCUGUUGGUGGAUUAACAGCUGAAGAUAUUGAUAAAGCCAGACAGGCCAAAACAGGUUCAGGGCAGAAACCCUACAAACAGAUGCUCAGUGAGCGGGCCCGGGAGAGGAAGGUUCCAGUCACCAGGAUCGGCCGACUCGCCAACUUUGGAGGACUAGCUGUUGGUCUUGGCAUUGGGGCACUGGCAGAAGUGGCAAAGAAGAGCCUUAGACCUGAGGAACGUGGUGGGAAGAAAGCGGUGAUGGAUUCUAGCCCGUUCCUGUCAGAGGCCAAUGCAGAAAGGAUCGUGAGGACCUUGUGCAAGGUCCGGGGAGCGGCGCUGAAGCUGGGACAGAUGCUGAGCAUUCAAGAUGAUGCCUUCAUCAACCCCCAUCUCCAGAGGAUUUUUGAGCGUGUACGUCAGAGUGCUGACUUCAUGCCAAUAAAGCAAAUGAUGAAAACUCUGAACAAUGACCUCGGCCCCCAGUGGAGGGAUAAACUGGAGUCCUUUGAGGAACGCCCCUUUGCUGCUGCUUCAAUUGGCCAGGUUCAUCUGGCACGCUUGAAAAGCGGGAAAGAAGUCGCCAUGAAAAUCCAGUACCCCGGAGUUGCCCAGAGCAUCAACAGUGAUGUCAACAACCUGAUGGCUGUCCUGAGCAUGAGCAAUAUUCUCCCUGAAGGUUUGUUCCCAGAGCACUUGAUUGAAGUCGUGAGCAGAGAGCUGGCCCUGGAGUGUGACUACCUGAGAGAAGCUGCCUGUGCAAGGAAAUUCCAGGAGCUGCUGAAAGACCACCCCUUCUUCUAUGUCCCAAGAGUAAUAGAUGAGCUGUGCAGCAAGCAUGUGCUGACCACAGAGCUGGUGUCUGGCUUUCCCUUGGAUCAAGCUGAAGGGCUGAGCCAGGAGAUUCGAAACGAGAUCUGCCACAACAUCCUGGUGCUGUGUCUGCGGGAGCUGUUUGAGUUCCGGUACAUGCAGACUGACCCCAACUGGUCAAACUUCUUCUAUGACCCACAGCUGCACAAGGUGGCCCUGCUGGACUUCGGAGCAACGCGAGGCUUUGAUGAGAAGUUCACAGAUGUCUACAUAGAGGUAAUCAAAGCAGCUGCUGACAUGGACAGAGAGAGAGUACUGAAGAAGUCCAUUGAAAUGAAAUUCCUCACUGGCUAUGAAAUCAAGGAAAUGGAAGAUGCCCACUUAAAUGCUGUCCUCAUCCUGGGAGAGGCUUUUGCAUCUGAGGAGCCUUUUGAUUUUGGCAACCAAAGCACCACUGAAAAGAUCCAUGGUUUAAUCCCAAUCAUGCUGAAGCAUCGGCUCAUCCCCCCGCCAGAAGAGACCUACUCUCUUCAUCGGAAGAUGGGUGGCUCUUUCCUGAUCUGCACCAAACUGAAGGCCAAAAUUCCCUGCAAAAACAUGUUCCAAGAGGCAUACAGCAAAUACUGGAGCAGUAGGGGCAAGAAGCCAGAGGAGUAGUAAGAACGAACUUGUCUUGUUCUGAGGGCCCUUGCAGAGUGCAUUCUAAGCCUCCCCUGUAUUGCUCCCCAGCUCUCCAUCCUCUUGAGAUGCAGCAGCCCUGUGCCCUGGAAGCCAAGUGUGCAUUCCACGAGGACAAAGCUGCUCUUUCCUGCUGUGUCUGUCCUACCUCGACUGCCAGCACAGCCCGCAGCUUGCAGGAAACUCUGCGUGCUUCUGUGCAGCUUCAAGGCACCAGCUGAUUACCUUGAAUGCAUUUGUAACAUUGUGAUGGUGGCUGCAUAUUUGAGAGGGUUUUAUAACAAGUAGGGGAAGGAGGAUGAGAGCAGAAUUUAAUAUUGAAACCUAUCUGUAAUUGUCCACAGAUUGUUUUUAAAAAACUUUCCCUCUUUCAAACUGAGGUGGAAUUCAAGUAGUUUUAAUACUGUGAAUUUAUAGAUUGAAAUACCAAGGUGUUCCCUUACCACAGACACAUCCAGCACCUCCCCCACGUUUUUGUAAGUCGAGUGGUGGCAGUCUGAGAACCCUCCUGGAUUCUGCUGACAUUGAGUUAAUACAAGGGGCGUGUGUGAAGUAGAAGUUUUAUGCUUUCUGCCUCUUUUUGGCUUGCAAAACAUAGGAAAUACUUUAAGUCUGAGAACUGAGUUGCCAGUCUUUUAAACACACACACAUACACACUCUCACACCCCAUCUCAGUUCUGGGAGUCAAACAUGUAAUCAGCAGAGCACAAAUAGUGGGAUUCUGCACUGUCUGGUAGGUAUCAGCUUUCCUGAGGACGAGUUAGAUAAGCUGCAACUCUGACACCGACUGCUUGCUGCUCUCCUGACCAAGACCCUCCUCUGUGUGUUUCCCUGUAAGGCAGAACGUGCAGCAAGGUGGGCAAAUGUCCUGCCUCUGGUGAGCAGCUCCAGCUCCAGCUGAAAUGUCACACAGUUCAAACCAGACGCACAGUUUUCAAGCUAGGAAAUUGACUUUUGUAGGUUUUUGUACAAAGCCUGUAUGACUUCCUGAUGUCAAUAAACAAGUGCUUGUGCGAUGGG